AUGAGCCCCAUUCCGGAUCCUACGAAACGCUGGGUUCAGGGAGAAGUGGUCCCCAAACCCACGAACCCCGGCGAAUUGGUCCUUGAAGCUUGGGCGAUGGGCUACCUUGUGGGGUCGCUCGUCAUCAUGGGUUUUAUCACUCUGGCAAACAUGCGAAGAGGCGUACUGUUGCAUAAACUGAUUUUACUUGAGCUCAUCAUAGGCCUUUGGCAAGGCUUCUAUCUCUUCUUCGACAGCCCUGUACAUGCAUGGUGGCUGUCUGUAUCGGCCAUUUUCUUGAACGCAUCUUGGUCACUACACAACGUCAUUGCCUGGAUGAAGAUCAAGCCAUUCCUCUCGAAACCUGUCAGUUAUGUCUUUAUCGGUUCUGUAAUUUUGGUGCAGCCAUACUGGAUAGCGGAGAUCUACGCAAACUUUGCUUACUUCCAUGGAAUCAACACUAUCUUUCUGAGAACGCGGCCAUGGGAAGCGCUAUGUCGGGACCCUUGGUGGAUCAUAACCACGGUCUACCUGUUUUGGAUUAUCAAGACCCAGUACGAAAUGGGCUUGAAAGAGAUCCUCAGAAUCUCGCCACGGUUCGCCAUUAUGCUUCUGGCCAUGGUCUUGUCCAUGGUGUUUAUUCUCCUCGAUAUUCUUUGCGUCACCGGUGCCAUUCGAUUCGUAGGACUAGCGACAGGCAUAAACCCCUUCUGGAAGCUCGCGUUCGUCUUCAAGUGCUUGACGGACUCAGUGGUGUUGGACGACUUCAAAAUGGCUUUGGAUCGUCUACGAGCGUUCAAAAUCAGUCGUUUGGGCAGUUUUUCCGGGGACAUGAGCGACAGCCGUAACAGGAACAAUGGGGAGCUUGCAGCUACCUGGGAAGAGAUGGAAAGAGAAGCGAAUGUACUUCAGCAGGUUCGCAGUCCAGACGGUGACUACAUCCACUCCAGCAAUUUCCCCUUCAAACCAAGAAGGCACCGCAAGCCAAAGGACUCCAUAUCCUCCAACGAUCCCAUCGAUCUCCAUGCCGAGUUGGCUCCAGAAGACAUGGUACCCAGUGCAUUGGAGCGCACGCAUACUGAUGUCAGGAAACUGCAACACCAUUUCAUGGAUGACUUGGACAGUCGAACGCGUGGCAUGACUGCAGAAAGCGAUUACGCCGCAGCGUUGCGCGAGGUUCAGCGCAGUAGCCGGACGUCUCAACCAUCGAGCAGCAUUUCGUCUGGACGAGCUGCACCGACUGCAACCAAAUAA
Messenger RNA from Ascochyta rabiei, 1233 nucleotides. RefSeq lists its product as uncharacterized. The record is from RefSeq and is a predicted model, not a curated record. Lineage: Eukaryota; Fungi; Ascomycota; Dothideomycetes; Pleosporales; Didymellaceae. Bases 1 to 1233 code for a protein of 410 amino acids. The transcript is spliced from 3 exons.